AUGAAACUCCUGUUGCUGAAAGUAAGAAAUGCCGCAGUUCAGGUGAAUGGCUUGGUCGUCAACCGGAUUGGCGUUGGACUUGUGCUAUACGUUGGUUUCAGGGACGGAGACAUUGGCGAGGAGCUGAAGACCCUGGCUGCGAAGGUCACGAAGGUGAAGCUCUGGCCGGAUGUGUCGCCAGUAGGCGGUGACGGCGACAGCAAUGCAGAUCCGCCAAAGCCAAGUAACAUCGUGGACUGCGGCUACGAGGUGCUCGUCGUGCUCCAGCAGUCACUUCAUGCCACGUUUCCUGGGCCGCAGCCGUCCCAGAGCGAGGCCAUGGAUGAAACAGAGGCGCAACUUCUGUUCCAGGAGUUUCUGAAGCAGCUGCGCCUGCGGUACCAGGAGGAGAUGGUGGUGGCAGCGCCCUUCGGUGAAGGCGUGCGCGUGGAAACUUCCAGUGACGGCACAGGUCUUUUCGAUCUCUCCGUGCUGAACGAGCCCCGAGGUUCGCCAGCCCGCGCUGGAAAAGCUGCGGGGCGGCCACCUGCUCCGGGCAAGACGGCGCAGGCGAGCGGGAUCAACGUGGAGACGGUCAGCAAAGCGCUGCGCAAGCUCGGCCAAGUGCACAGGAGCAAGCUUGAAACUACGAGCUCGCAGAUUUACAAGGCCAUGGGCACGAGAAAGUUUCGGGACACACUCGCCGAAGCCACACAGGACGUCGCCACCGACUUUGCAGAAGCUUUGGAUUCAGCAAGGCAGUACUUCUCGGAGCGGCAGCAGGAGCAAAUCACCGCCUGGACGGGUUUGGCCAUGUCGGGAGCCGAAGAGGUUGAACUUGAGGAGGCGGAGGAUGCGCCACAAGCUCAUGAUGAGGCCACCCCGGCCGACGACUUGGACCUCCAGCUGGCAGAGCUGCGAGACGAGGUCACCAACCCCGAAAUGGCGGCAGCUCGGAAAGUUGCAGCGUCCAAGGCAGCAGUGAGGCCGCCGCCCAGCCGCGUCAAGACUGAGGAUGCGCAGGAUGUUUCUGAGUUCGAAACUCCAGCUCAUGCUGCAGCGCGGAGUUGGGUUCGCAGUCGACAGCAGCAGCAGCACUGGCAGAAAACACACAGGCCAAUGGAGCCCAGCUUUCCACCCGGGAUGAAGGGUGGGAAAGGCAAGAACGGCAAGAACGGCAAGGGCAAGAAUGGCAAGGGCAAGAAGGGAAAAGGCUGGGGCAGGCGUUCUAUCGGCGGCAUCCUAUCCCUGGAUGAGGCUGCCAGUCUGCACGGCACCACUGGGCUGCAGGACUUCGAGUCUGGACAGCUGAAGCGCUUUGCAGAUACCUCGGACAGAAGGCCACGGCCAGGUUUACUUCGACCAAAGGUGGAAACCACCGAGGCUUCAGGUUCUCCGAGGCGGAAGCCGGCCGGAUCUGUUCCGGGACCUCCGCGCAAGCUCGCCAAGGGAAUACCAACGUUGGCGGUGAUGACACCACCCCCCAAUGCAGAGGAUUUCAGCGACAUCUAG
Messenger RNA from Symbiodinium sp. CCMP2592, 1491 nucleotides. Lineage: Eukaryota; Dinophyceae; Suessiales; Symbiodiniaceae. The record is from the annotation of a GenBank genome assembly.